Rhinolophus ferrumequinum (greater horseshoe bat) is the source of this 2408-nucleotide messenger RNA. It is a transcript of the gene LDHD, whose product is annotated as lactate dehydrogenase D. Lineage: Eukaryota; Metazoa; Chordata; Mammalia; Chiroptera; Rhinolophidae. Bases 1 to 1458 code for a protein of 485 amino acids. Gene Ontology annotation, cellular component: mitochondrion. Gene Ontology annotation, molecular function: D-lactate dehydrogenase (cytochrome) activity; FAD binding; D-lactate dehydrogenase (NAD+) activity. The transcript has 11 exons. Gene Ontology annotation, biological process: lactate catabolic process. The record is from RefSeq and is a predicted model, not a curated record.
AUGGCCAGUCUGCUCCGGGCGGCAGUAACCUGGGGCCGGUUCCCUUGGAGGGGCUACUGCUCCAGGGGGACUCAGGGCAAACUCAGCAGGGACUUUGUGGAGACUCUGAAGGCAAUUGUGGGGAGCCCCCAUGUGUCUACUGCUGCUUCGGUCCUAGAGCAACACGGGCAUGAUGAGUCAAUGCACAGGUGCCAACCUCCAGACGUCGUGGUGUGGCCCCAGAAUGUGGAGCAGGUCAGCCAGCUGGCAGCCCUGUGCUAUGGCCAAAAUGUGCCCAUCAUCCCAUUUGGUACAGGCACCGGGCUUGAGGGUGGAGUCUGUGCUGUGCAGGGUGGUGUCUGUAUCAACCUGACACAUAUGGACCGAAUCCUGGAGCUGAAUCCGGAAGACUUCUCUGUGGUGGUGGAACCCGGCGUCACCCGCAAAGCACUCAACACCUACGUGCGGGACAGUGGCCUCUGGUUUCCCGUAGACCCAGGGGCAGACGCCUCUCUCUGUGGCAUGGCGGCCACCGGGGCCUCGGGCACUACCACUGUGCGCUAUGGUACCAUGCGGGACAACGUGCUGAACCUGGAGGUGGUGCUGCCUGGCGGGCGGCUGCUUCACACUGCAGGCCAAAGCCGUCAUUUCCGGAAGAGUGCAGCUGGCUACAACCUCACCGGGCUCUUUGUGGGCUCUGAGGGGACACUGGGCCUCAUCACAGCAGCUACACUGCGCCUGCACCCUGUCCCUGAAGCCACGGUGGCUGCCACCUGUGCAUUCCCCAGUGUCCAGGCGGCCGUGGACAGCACCAUACACAUCCUCCAGGCUGCAGUGCCCGUGGCCCGCAUUGAGUUCCUGGAUGAUGUCAUGAUGGAUGCCUGCAACAGGUACAGCAACCUGAACUGCUCCGUGGCACCCACGCUCUUUCUUGAGUUCCAUGGCUCCGAGCAGGCACUGGCAGAGCAGCUACAGCGGACAGAGGAGAUUGCCCAGUACAACGGAGCCUCCCACUUCUCCUGGGCCAAGGAGGCGGAGCAGCGCAGCCAGCUCUGGGCCGCAAGGCACAACGCCUGGUACGCAAUCUUGGCCCUGCGGCCAGGCUGCAAGGGCUAUGCCACGGACGUUUGUGUGCCCAUCUCCCGGCUGCCGGAGAUCCUGGUGCAGACCGAGGAGGACCUGAAGGCCUCGGGGCUCACAGGAGCCAUUGUUGGACAUGUGGGCGACGGCAACUUCCAUUGCCUCCUACUGGUAGACCCGGAGGACGCCGACGAGAUCCACAGGAUUAAGGUCUUCACACACCAGCUGGGCAGGCGGGCACUGGCACUCCGUGGGACGUGCACUGGGGAACAUGGCAUUGGGCUGGGCAAGCGGCAGCUGCUGCAGGAGGAGGUGGGCACCGUGGGCAUGGAGACCAUGUGGCAGCUCAAAGCUACACUGGAUCCCCGAGGCCUUAUGAACCCGGGCAAGAUGCUGUGAGGGGGCCCCGAGCACUUGGCCCCCAAACCCCCAGACAACGGAACCUCCUGUUCUGGAAUCUUGCUUAACGACAGAGAACAGCUCUGCCUUUCCCUCUGAUCUGGAACCCAAGGCCAGAGGCUAAGCGAGAAGCCUGGACACUUGGCUCCUUCUUGGACCUCGUGUCCUCAGGAGCCUUUGGUCUAGUAAAUGGCUCAGGGUCAUUCCGGUGACACUUCCUCCUCUGUUCUCUUACACAUCCUGUCCUGGACGGAAGAGGCAGUAUGGGUCACCCCAAAGAAUAAGGUGACCCCUCUCCAUUCAUUGCUGGGGGCCUGGGACCAAGCCUGAGGGACCCAGCACCCUUAGCCCUACUCUGCCUGGUGACAGGAAUACUCCUUUCUUGGUGUGGAAGGAGGCCUUGAUAUUGCUUCUUGGGGUUCUCAAAAUAAAUCUGAACCCCAUUUGCGGCAACCUGGAGAUGAGCAGGCAGUACCUAUGAACGGCUUCCCAUGCCACCCCCAUUCAGGUUCUCUGUCCUUUGGCCUGUGACACACUCAUCCCUCAUUCCGGACCUGUUCUCUGACUUGUUGCAUUCUGAGGCUACAGAAGAAGGUCACUUACAGGGGCCCAGGUCCCGGUCCCAACUGCUCUGCCUGAGAACCCCAGGGCCUGAGGACUUGCCGAUGGCCAGCAUCUCUUACGACAGACUCCCCCACUGAGCCCGGGUCUUAGGACAUUCUGAACAUGUUUUUUAAGCAGCUGCUACCAGUCAUUGGAAAUGGAAGUGAUUUGCCUCAUCAUGUGAUGUAUUAUACUCCCAGCUUUUUUGCCCUCAAAGUCAGGAUCUGCCACCGGGCAUGCCCCGGCCUUGGGAUGACUGCUAGAGCUACUGGACUAGGGUAUGAGUUGUUCCCCGUAAGCCCACGAGAGGGCGCCUGACACCAUAAACUCAGACACCAUAGACUCUG